Drosophila melanogaster (fruit fly) is the source of this 1330-nucleotide messenger RNA. It is a transcript of the gene JMJD5, whose product is annotated as jumonji domain containing 5. Gene Ontology annotation, cellular component: cytoplasm; nucleus; nucleoplasm. NCBI's taxonomy places the organism in Eukaryota, Metazoa, Arthropoda, Insecta, Diptera, Drosophilidae. Gene Ontology annotation, molecular function: peptidyl-arginine 3-dioxygenase activity. The coding region runs from base 47 to 1252 and encodes 401 amino acids. The record is from RefSeq and is marked reviewed. The transcript has 2 exons. Gene Ontology annotation, biological process: chromatin remodeling.
UGAAUGUAAGCUAAAAGGUAAACAAAUAAUAGUUGUUUAACAUUCUAUGGAUAGUGAGUUCCUGGAGCUGACGCAGCUGCUGCCCCGCUGGGUGGAUCUGGAAAAUGUGGUCCGUGGUGAAGUCGAGGCGCGCUACAUACUCAAAAGAGCCGCGGAUCACCUGGCGAACUUGAGGUCUGGCGGAGAUUCCGGGGCGGAGGAAACCGGAUAUCUGGUAGGUGCGCUGGUGGACAGGAACUGGGAACGCAUUCACACAGGGCACUUCAGCCAGGUUCCCUUGGUCACGAGGAAGAUAUACGCCAUAGCCUGUUGCUUCAAGAUUUUUUUCCUUCUCUUGGAGAGCACUAGUCCCGCCCAGAAGGAUGCGUGCAGUGAGAUCCUCGAUGAGGCUCAACUUUUGGGUUGCAUGGAGGAUUGGAGUGAACUGAAAGUCGCCCUAAUGGAUUAUCUCGACAAGGAUGGAGCAGUAGCACUGAAUUCCGCACCACUUCCAACUCUAGAGCCAUUAACCCGAGUAACCUCCAACUGUGAUAUACCCCAACUGGACGCUCCCAGUCUAGAAGAGUUCCAGACAAAGUGCUUUGAGGCAGGACAACCCACACUCCUGCUCAACACCAUCCAGCAUUGGCCUGCACUGCACAAAUGGCUGGAUCUCAAUUACCUUCUCCAAGUGGCCGGGAAUCGCACGGUGCCCAUUGAAAUAGGUUCCAACUAUGCCAGCGAUGAAUGGUCCCAGCAGCUGGUGAAGAUCCGCGACUUCCUGAGCAGACAAUUCGGAAAGGAACCAAGCAAGGCUGGCCAAAAUAUCGAGUAUCUCGCUCAGCACGAGCUCUUCGCCCAGAUACCAGCCCUCAAAGAGGAUAUAUCCAUUCCCGACUACUGCACCAUCAGCAACGAAGAUACCCCAGGAGCUGUGGACAUCAAAGCCUGGCUGGGACCAGCUGGAACCGUAUCUCCCAUGCACUACGAUCCCAAGCACAACUUGCUGUGCCAGGUAUUCGGUUCGAAGAGGAUCAUCCUAGCUGCUCCUGCAGACACAGACAAUCUGUAUCCCCACGACAGUGAGUUUUUGGCCAAUACAGCGCGAAUAGAUGCUGCUCAACUGGAUCCUGAAACAUAUCCCUUGGUAGCCAAGGUGAAGUUCUACCAGCUGCUCCUGCAACCUGGUGACUGUUUGUACAUGCCACCCAAAUGGUGGCACUAUGUGAGAUCUGAAGCUCCUAGCUUCUCUGUAAGCUUCUGGUGGGAGUAAGCAUUUUAAUGCAGUUUAUUGAACAGCAAAUUUAUGUAGGAUGAUCUCUGUUCAAGUUAAGAUUAAAGUAUGCACUGC